This is a messenger RNA of Passer montanus (Eurasian tree sparrow), 423 nucleotides long. RefSeq names its product G protein subunit gamma 13 (gene GNG13). Bases 15 to 218 code for a protein of 67 amino acids. Gene Ontology annotation, molecular function: G-protein beta-subunit binding. Gene Ontology annotation, biological process: phospholipase C-activating G protein-coupled receptor signaling pathway; sensory perception of taste. NCBI's taxonomy places the organism in Eukaryota, Metazoa, Chordata, Aves, Passeriformes, Passeridae. The transcript has 2 exons. The record is from RefSeq and is a predicted model, not a curated record. Gene Ontology annotation, cellular component: heterotrimeric G-protein complex.
CCUCGGAGAGCGCCAUGGACGAGUGGGAUCUCCCACAAUGGAAAAAAGAGGUGGAAAGCCUCAAGUACCAGCUGGCCUACAAGAGGGAGAUGUCCUCCAAGACCAUACCUGAGUUCGUGAAGUGGAUCGAGGACGGGAUUCCCGAGGAUCCCUUCCUGAACCCGGAGCUGAUGAAGAACAACCCCUGGGUGGAGAAAGGCAAAUGCAUCAUCCUCUGAGCUCCAGUUCCAGCAGCAGAACCCGAGCCAAACCCUGCCCUGCCCCCUUCCCUCGCUGGUAGCUGUAGAAGGGGUUUUAGACGUGGGGGGACACGGGGGAGCCCCCCAGGAUGGGCAGCCUGGGGGCCAGCAGCAGCAAAAGCUGCUCCAGGGCUUCGCUGCAGCUUCAUCCCGAAAAAGGCAGAUUUUUGCAACUUGUAUAGAA